Messenger RNA from Hippocampus comes (tiger tail seahorse), 822 nucleotides. RefSeq lists its product as uncharacterized. The record is from RefSeq and is a predicted model, not a curated record. Lineage: Eukaryota; Metazoa; Chordata; Actinopteri; Syngnathiformes; Syngnathidae. Bases 66 to 776 code for a protein of 236 amino acids. The transcript is spliced from 7 exons.
GUUCUCAAGUACAACUUGUCUGUUAUGUCUUUCAGAACUCAGCCAGCUAAUUAAUUGUACCCAACAUGGUCCUUCUCCUGGUGCUCACGGCCGCCAUCAGCCUGCUGCCAGGCGCAACAUCUCAAGCUAUUGGUCCACUUAUUCCCUUGUUCGAGUGUCCCAUUAACUACUAUGGAGAGACUUACGUUGAAGCAUUUGGGAUCGCUCUCGGGAAUGUAUUUACGCUGCUCUUUGGCAACCAAACUAGCUCUGACUUCAUGACUUUCACCUUUGAAGACCUGGUGCAACUUGUCGCUUUUGGGCCAACCUUUAUUGUUGCUGAUGAAACUUCUGAAUUUGCCCUAAAUCUGCCAGACCUUGUUGGGACGUCACCGUGCUUUUACGGUAUCGGUUUGUUUUCUUCUUCGAAUACGAUCCUUUUGCAUUUCCGCACAUUUGGAAAUCAGGGAGCGUACCUAGUCACCUCGCUCGUGCCACUGACCGUCACGACAACAGUGGGGGGACAGCUGGUCAGCGCGACAGAGUUGUCAGCUCCUGAAACAUAUGCUUACCUUCGAGGCUGCAGACACGAGGGUCAAUUCUAUCCAGUAGGAACAGAGACAUGUGUCUCCGGAACUGUCUUUGUGACAUGUAAUUCAACAGCUUUCCUCACCGUUUCGAACGAUGACCCAAGAUGCUCAAGGAAGUCUGGGUGCACCAUGACUGUGAUUUGGAGCCCCAUUAACCAGCCAGCUGAAAUUCUCCCUACUUCACCCCCUCCUAUUCCAGUUAUUUAGUGCUGUCAAGCGAUUGAAAAAAAGUUGUAAUUAAUUAUGCUCUGUA